This is a messenger RNA of Lecanosticta acicola, 7234 nucleotides long. The record is from the annotation of a GenBank genome assembly. Lineage: Eukaryota; Fungi; Ascomycota; Dothideomycetes; Mycosphaerellales; Mycosphaerellaceae.
AUGGCCAGUCAACAGAAGCUUUACCUUUUUGGAGACCAGACCUUCGACAUCCGGCCACACUUCAAGGGGCUCCUUCAUUACCGGCAGAAUCCAGUACUGGAGGACUUCCUGAACAAGUCAUACGAUGUCAUCCGUCAUCAAAUCUACACAUUGCCGACGGCAAUUUUGGAGGAUCUGCCUCGCUUUACUGCGGUUGACGACCUUCUCCUCUGGGACCAGUCCGGCAAACGAUGCGUCCCUCUUGAUAUGGCCAUUACCUGCAUGUAUCAGCUCGGCAUUUUCAUCGCUCAAUCAGACCUAGAGUAUCCUAGUGCGAGCAACGCACGCAUUCUCGGUCUUUGCACGGGAAGUCUUACUGCUUCAGCAGUCAGCUGUAGCCGCAGCACACUCGACCUCGUAUCGCUGGCCGUUGAGACCGUCAAGAUUGCGUUCAAGACAGGCCAGCGCGUAACAGACGCUGCCCAGCGUCUUGAGCCAGCAAGCGAGGCGAAAUUAGACCAGAGCUGGUCGAUGAUAGUCGGAGGAUCCCAGGAAGCGGCACUCGCAGUCAACAAGUUCUGCGAACAGACAAAGAUGCCGAAGACUGAUCGUCCGUACAUUAGUGCGUUUGUACCAAGCGGCAUCACCGUUUCCGGACCACCGGCUUCGUUGGCAGAGCUCAAGGCUUCCGAAUACUUCAAGGGCCUCAAAUCUAGCAGUAUUCCAAUCUACGGUCCAUACCACUGCCCUCAUCUCUUCUCCGAAGAGGACGUUGAGGAGAUCGUCGCCGGAAUACCUCGCGAGGUCGCGGCGCAUCGCAACGAGACCCCAAUCCUCUCUAGCAUUGGUGGAAUCGUCCAAGCCGAGGAUUUCGAGGCGUCCAUUAAGGCUGCAGUUGGGCAGAUUCUUUUCGAGCCCAUCCGCUGGAGUCCAAUUCUCGAGGAAGUGCAGAGCUGGCUCGGCGGCCUCAAGGAUAACACGGCUGCAGUGUCGUUCAAGGUCGAACCAAUUGGCACCACUGCCGAUCGCGUCGUCUACAACGCACUAAAGCAGACUCCACUGGACUCAUUGGUUCCGUCGGCGCCAUCAUCCAGCAAGUCGGACGCAGCGAAGCCAGGACCGACGGAUUCCAACCCCAAGAAGCCAAAGCUAGCCAUCAUCGGUCUAUCGGGAAGGUAUCCCGGCGCUCAAGACAACGAAGCCUUCUGGAAUCUCCUUCACGAGGGCUUGGAUGUAGUCAAGGAAGUGCCAGCGCUUCACUGGGACGCGAAGACGCACGUGGAUCCAACUGGAAAGACCAAAAACACGAGCGCGUAAGUCAGAUCCAUGGCAAAGGGAGGAUAGAAACUUGUCCGCGCGAAGACAUGCUAACAUUCUGCCUCUCACUUCAGAACGCCGUGGGGUUGCUGGCUCGAUAGACCGCAAGACUUCGACGCCAGAUUCUUCAACAUCUCACCAAGAGAAGCGGCUCAGAUCGACCCUGCGCAGCGCAUCGCAUUGAUGACUGCGUACGAAGCGAUCGAGCAAGCGGGUAAGCCUUACCAUUAAUAUCCCUGUUUCAUUAUCAAUCUUCUUAUACUUACCACGCCUCCAGGUAUCGUUCCCGACGCUACUCCCUCCACUCGUCGUGACCGCGUCGGAGUAUUCUACGGCGUGACAAGCAACGACUGGAUGGAGACGAACUCAGCCCAGAACAUCGACACGUACUUCAUUCCCGGAGGCAACCGCGCCUUCAUCCCGGGGCGUAUUAACUACUGCUUCAAGUUCUCCGGACCUUCGUAUGCAGUCGACACGGCCUGCUCAUCCAGCUUAGCAGGCAUUCACAUCGCAUGCAAUGCACUGUGGCGUGGCGACAUUGAUACUGCAAUUGCCGGCGGCACCAACGUGCUUACAAACCCAGACUUCACGGCUGGGUUGGACCGUGGCCACUUCCUCUCCCGGACCGGUAACUGCAAGACCUUCGACGACGAGGCAGAUGGCUACUGCAGAGGCGAAGGUGUCGGCACCGUGAUCAUCAAACGGUAUGAAGAUGCGAUUGCUGAUAAGGAUCCAAUCCACGGCGUGAUCCUGGGAGCGUACACGAACCAUAGCGCCGAGAGCGAGUCCAUUACUCGCCCACACGUCGGUGCCCAGCGUGCCAUCUUCAAGAAGAUCCUCAACCAGGCAGCUGUGGAUCCGUACGAUGUCGGGUAUGUCGAGAUGCACGGAACGGGAACGCAAGCCGGAGACGCUGGCGAGAUGUCGUCGGUGCUCGAGACCUUCGCACCACCCCUUGACACGGUCAAGGAAGCCCGCAACCAGUCUCAAGCCCUCUUCCUAGGGUCGGCCAAAGCCAACAUCGGCCACGGCGAGGCUGUAUCCGGCGUCACAGCUCUGAUCAAGGCUCUUUUGAUGAUGAAGAAGAACACCAUCGUGCCCCACGCCGGAAUCAAGACCAAAAUCAACUCCCGCUUCCCCACCGAUCUUGACAAGCGAAAUGUCAACAUCGCCAGGAAGCCUACCUCUUGGGAGCGCGAGGGCGCCAAGCCUCGACGUGUAUUCGUGAACAACUUCUCGGCAGCAGGUGGUAACACUGCCCUGUUGAUCGAAGAUGCUCCGCUGGAGCAAGGACCUCCUGAGGAUGCGGUUGACCCACGCACUGUGCACGUGGUCGCGGUCUCGGCAAAGAAUGGCAACUCCCUCCAAGGCAAUCUGAAGACCAUCCGUGCCUUCUUGCAAGCGAACCCGGAGAUCGACCUCGGCCAGCUCUCUUACACAACCACAGCUCGCCGUCUGCACCACCAGCACCGUGUCCUGCUGACCGGAAGCAGUGUUCGUGACCUCUCCAAAGCUAUUGAGAAGGCGACCGAGGAGCAGAUCGGCAUGACUAGGCCGAAAUCCGCCCCGAGAGUCCUCUUCACUUUCACUGGCAAUGGCGCGCAAUACCCUGGCAUGGGUAAGCAGCUGUACGAGAACUUUGGUGUCUUCCGAAACGAGAUGCGUCGUCUCGACAAGAUCGGUCAGAGCCUUGGGUUCCCAUCGGUCUUGCCUUUGAUCCAGUCCACGGAGCAGGACAUUGGCGGCUUCGCACCAACCGUGGUUCAAGUCGCAACGACAAUCCUGCAGAUAUCCUUGGUCAGACUCUGGCGCGCCCUGGGCGUUAGCCCCGCGGCCGUGGUCGGUCACUCCCUUGGCGAAUAUGCUGCGCUCAACGUCGCUGGUGUGCUGACCGACGCCGAUACGAUCUACCUCGUCGGCGAGCGCGCUCGACUGCUCGAGGAGAAGUGCACCCGUAACACGCACUCCAUGUUGGUCGUUAAAGGCACUGUGAAGGCUAUCGCAGCCGCCUUGAAGGACAACAGCUACGAAGUCGCGUGUAUCAACUCUCCGGUCGAGACGGUUCUCGCAGGACCUAACGAGGACAUCAACAGCUUCCAACCUCUGCUCGAGGAAGCUGGCAUGAAGUCGACGCUCUUAAAGGUGCCCUACGCCUUCCACUCCUCUCAGGUCGACCCGGUGCUCGAGAGCUUCACCGAGAUUGCUCGUGGCGUCAAAUUCUCGAAGGCCCAGCUGCCUAUCCUCUGCCCUCUCGACGGCCACGUUAUCACGGACAAGGACGCUGGUUUCGUCCCUGAAUACUUCUCCCGCCAUUGCCGUGAGCCAGUCAACAUGAUCCUGGCUCUUAAGACGGCCCAUUGCGAUAAUGUCAUCACGGAUGCCAGCACGACGAUCGAAAUCGGUUCGCACCCUGCUUGCUCAGGAAUGGUCAAGGCGAACUUGCCAAAGAUUACCAAUCUGCCCUCGCUUCAGCGCGCCCGUAGCGCUGAGCAGACUAUCACUGCUGCUCUCAAGACCCUGUACCAAGGCGGUGCCGAUAUCAAGUGGGCUGAGUACCAUAGAGACGUCGCGGCAAGCCACAAGGUGCUACCUCUUCCCGCAUACUCUUGGGACCUCAAAGAGUUCUGGAUGCAAUACGUCAAUGACUGGUCUCUUCGCAAAGGUGAUCCGCCGCUCGUGAUCGAAUCCAAGAGGUCGAAACUCGAGAGCACCACCAUCCACAACAUUGUUGAGGAAAGUGGAGAUGACAAGAAAGCACAUAUCGUCGUCGAAGCCGAUAUCAACCGCAAAGACACGGCGCCACUAGUGCAAGGUCAUGAGGUCGAUGGCAUCCCCCUCUGCACGCCUUCGGUCUACUGUGAUAUUGCCCUGUCCGUGGGUACCUACAUGGUCGACAAGUAUCGGCCGAACCAGCCAAACAGACUCGUCGACGUCUCUGAGAUGACGAUUUCGAAGGCUCUCAUCCUGAACUCCAGAGGCGAGAAGCAGCUUCUUCAGGCGCACGUAGACAUCGACUGGACCAACAACAGCUCCCUUGUUCGCUUCAUGUCCUUCAACAGCAAGGGCAAGCUGCAGGAGCACUCUCGCUGCAAUGUUACCUGGGCAGACGGCAAGCUUCAGAAGGAGCUCCAGGGUAAGAAGUCCGAGAUCAAGAAGAAGAUGCAAGCUUUACGCGAGGGUAUCGCCAAAGAGACCGCCGCCCGCUUCAAUCGUCCCAUGGUCUACCGGGCAAUUCGUCCCCUUGCCCGCUUCCACGACGACUACCGAGCGAUUGACGAGGUUGUUCUCGACAGCAACACCCUUGAAGCCACUAGCAAGCUCAGUUUCGGUACUGUCAAGAAAGAUGGUGACUACCACACACAUCCUGCCAUCAUUGACGCCCUCACCCAGUCAUGUGGCUUCACCAUGAACUGCAAUGACUCCGUGGACCUUGAUGUCGAGGUGGCGAUGAAUCACGGGUAAAGUCUUCCCUUAACCAUUGAGACAGGUUUUGUAGCCGUACUGAUUGUGGUAUGAAACAUAGAUGGGGCGGGUUUCAGAUCUUCGAGCCGAUCGACUUCAACAAGAAGUAUACCACCUACACGCAGAUGCAUGAAGGCCAGGACAAGCUAUGGCAUGGUGACGUAGCCGUCUUUGAUGAGAACGACAAGAUCGUUGCCAGCUUCAAGGAGAUCGCGGUAAGCUCAAGUAUUGAUACGUGACUUGGACGAUUCUGACAGUGUCUUCAGAUUCAAAAAGUCCCACGCCGGGUCCUCAAGACCAUUCUGUCCAUCGAAGCCGGUCAAAAGAGUGGUCAGAAAGCUGCUCCAGUCGCCCAGAAGCCACAGCCUGCUCAGAAGGCUGCUCCAGCUGCUCACAAGGAGGAGUCUUCGUCCAAGAAGACGGCCGCUACUCCCGCCUCGGCUUUUGCUGGUAAAAUCGGUGGGGCGCUGACUAUCAUUGCAGAGGAAAGUGGAAUUGCAGAGGCAGAACUCACCGACAACACCGUCUUCUCGGACGUGGGUAUCGACUCGCUCAUGGCCCUCACCAUCUCGGCUCGCUUCAGGGAGGAGCUCGAUGUGGAUCUUGAUUUCAACUCCAUCUUCUUCGAAUACCCGGCGGUCAAGGACCUCAAGAAGAUGAUGGCAGGUGACUCUGGUGCUGAGCUAGAACAUCCAGCCACCCCAUCGAUUACUUCCGGCUCCGAGGCCGACAGCAUCGAAAGCAGCGCCGGUUCUCAAUCCGAACAUGACACCGGCAUCACUACGCCCAAUUCAGUAAACGGCGAGGGCUUCGACUUCAACAAAGCGCUCGAGAUAGUUGCCGAGGAGAGCGGUGUCGCAAUUGAAGAGCUCACUGAUGACACCAAUUUCGCGGAUAGCGGUGUUGACUCUCUUCUUUCUUUGGUCUUGGUCAGUCGCCUCCGCGAUGAGCUUGAAUUGGACAUCCAGCACGAGUCUCUCUUCAUGGAGUGCCCCACUGUCGGCGACCUGAGAAAGUUGCUCUGCGGCGAGCCCAAGGAGUCGAUAGUGGAGGCAGCUCCGGAGGAAGCUCCUGUGGAGGCUGCGCCAAUUAAGAAGGAUGAUGCCUCCAAGAAAUCCAAAGUGCAGACUGCCGCGCUCGCAGCUCGCAAGCAGGCUGUAGACGAGCUGGUUGCCAAGUAUACCCAAGGCUGGAAGGCGCCUACUCCGGAUCCGAACGGCACCAUACCAAAGGAGAACGAGAAGGUUGUCUUGGUCACCGGUGCAUCAGGCAGCUUGGGAGGUCAUCUCGCCUACCAUCUCGCGCAACUGGAAGACGUGAAGACCGUGGUGUGUCUGAACCGCGAGAACAGGACUGAACCAUACACCCGCCAGUACAAGCAGAUGAGGGAGAAGGGCAUCCGAUUCCCAGAAAAUCUCAAGCAUAAACUGCGAGUCUUCCAGACCGACACCGCCAAGCCACUGUUCGGUCUGGACCAGAGCACCUACGACAGUCUUGUCGGCUCGGUCACUCACUUGAUCCACAAUGCUUGGCCAAUGAGCGCUAAGCGUGCCCUACCCGGCUUCGAAUCCCAAUUCCAGGUCUUCCGCAACCUGAUUGAUUUCGCGGGAGACAUCAUCUCUAGCCGUCCAUCGAACUUCAAGUUCGGCUUCCAGAUGGUCUCUUCUAUUGGCGUCGUAGGCCACUACGAGCUCGGCAGCAGCAAGAAGAAGGUCAUCGUUCCGGAAGAGCCCAUGAGCAUCGAUACGGUCCUGCCAAAUGGCUACGGAGAGGUAAGAUAAAGAAUCUGAGUCACCACGUAUGGGAUCCGCUGACAAAGUCGCAGGCUAAAUGGGGCUGCGAACGCAUGCUCGACGAGACUCUUCACAAGCUUCCUGAGAAUUGCCGCACCAUGGCCGUCCGACUGGGUCAGAUUGCAGGCUCCAAGACCAGCGGCUACUGGAAUCCAAUGGAGCACUUCGGCUUUCUGGUCAAGUCUUCGCAAACCCUCAACGCUCUCCCAGACUUAGAUGGCGGACUGUACUGGACCCCGGUCAACGACAUCGCCGGCGCCUUGUCCGAUCUGGUCCUUGCGGAGAACAAGCCAUACCCAUUCUACCAUAUCGAAAACCCCGUGGGCCAGUCAUGGAAAGAGAUGAACGCCAUCAUCGCCGAUUGCCUACACAUUCCCUCGGAGAACAUCGUCUCGUUCGAGAAGUGGCUGGAGAUGGUACAGAACGCGCCUCAGAAGGACAACCCGGCAUCCACGCUGCUCGACUUCCUAGACGACAACUUCCUGCGCAUGUCCUGCGGUGGCCUCGUCCUGGACACGAAGCAGAGCGUGGAGCACUCGAAGAUCCUGGCAGGCGUGGGACCCGUCAGCGAGACGGUGAUGCGCAAGUACAUUCACAUCUGGCGUGAGAUUGGCUUCCUCAAGUCUUCCGCCGAGGACCGGGCGCGCUUUGAUGAGGAGAGAGCGCGAUUGUGGGGACAUUGA